CCGUCGGGCUCUGCCACAGUAACUAACUCCCGUCAGUCUGUAUAUUCGUUCCAAAUUCCAAACGCCUAGCCAUCGUGGGAGUUGAAUUCCUCUCAUCUUUCGCUGGCGGCCUCUCGCAGCUGAAGCUUCCUCUUCCAAGCCAACCUUAAAUGGCGGAAAUCGAUAACCCAAAAGCCCUAACCCUAUCCGAGUGUAAUUUGUCAAAACAGCAAUAUUUGUUGAAAGAGAAAGAGGAGAAGCUGGAUAAGGGUAUGCAAUCUUCAAAUGCCACUUCUGUGGAAUUUACUACUCCAAAAACUGAGGGAAAUCUGGUUGUUGAAGAAACACCAGAGAUUAAGCUUGAGACAGCACCUGCAGAUUUCCGUUUUCCAACUACAAAUCAAACUAGACACUGCUUUACCAGAUACAUAGAGUAUCAUCGUUGUGAAGCUGCAAAGGGAGAAGGAGCUCCUGAGUGUGACAAGUUCGCAAAAUAUUACCGGGCUCUUUGCCCUGGUGAAUGGAUAGACAGAUGGAAUGAGCAGAGGGAGAAUGGCAUCUUUCCUGGUCCAUUGUAGGCUUUGCCACCCAGAGAGCCUAAUAAAAUCUGGUGCUGCCGCUGAUUCUGUCUCUGUCCUUGGAUCUGCCAGAUAAUUUCUUGAAAUGAACUAGUGAACAACCCCAUACAAAUCUGUCCUUGGAUCUACAAAAUUUUUAUUUUUGUAGUUAAUAAGAAAAACAUUGGCUUGUCUUCUAGAACUACUUUGUGUCCAGAUACAAAUCUGCUGCUAGUCUUCAUAUUGAUGGAACAUUAUUCUCAACAUUUUUUCUUUUUGAGAAGACACCAAAAUAUUUGAAAAAACAAAAAUACCCUUCAUCUUCCUUGGAAACUCUACCUCUAGCAAUGGUUUUCUCUCUUGAAGAAGAGUAUGUUUAUCUUUUCUUAUUAUUUUUUGAUGUUUUAUAGUCACAAUUCUUUUUCUUUUUCCUUUAUUUUCUUUGGUUGUUAUGUGGCUGACAGGUCAAUGAAAAAGCAUAAAUAAACCUGGGAUGUGGAAUCAGUUUUCUC
Molecule: messenger RNA, 1048 nt
Organism: Diospyros lotus (date-plum)
Lineage: Eukaryota; Viridiplantae; Streptophyta; Magnoliopsida; Ericales; Ebenaceae
Product: cytochrome c oxidase subunit 6b-3-like
Exons: 5
Coding region: 150-557 (135 amino acids)
Cellular component (GO): respiratory chain complex IV; mitochondrion
Source: RefSeq, a predicted model, not a curated record